GAAGCAGGACGGGACCAACUUCGAGCUACUUCGAGCUGCUCAUUGGACAGCAUUAUUGCAGUUCGUGGAAGAAAAUUCCAUUAUUUCUCUAAAAUUGAAGUUUCGCCGUCGUACCACACCCAAAAGUAAGCGAUGGGAAAUGCCGGAAGUAACCUGCCCCGAGAGCGCCAUAAAUCGGGUUCUCAUGAUCCGAUUCCGGGAUCUCCGCUCAAGGACGGCCAAGCAUUUGUGUUCGAUAAGAAACCAGACCCGAAUCAUCGGCUGGUGUUCCAACGGAGCGAAGACGAUGCAGAACCGUACUAUUCCAAGUCGGUUCCGGAGCCGGAGUUUGUGCGGGAUUACAGGAAGCGUUCGAACACCGUUUCAGACGAGUCAAUGGUCGUGGGUGGUGAGGCUGGCGGCGGAGGUCAGGAUGCAGGAGGAGCAGAAGACGACGAUAAGGACGAUCAAAAGACAGCACUUCCGACGGUGUUCAAAUGGGAAGGAGGCGGCAAGCAGGUGUACAUCAGCGGAACGUUCAGCGAGUGGAAAGCACUUCCGAUGGUUAAAAGCCAUGGAGAUUUCGUGACGAUCAUCGAUCUGCCCGAGGGAGACCACCAGUACAAGUUUUGCGUUGACGGGGAAUGGAAACACGAUCCUAGGCUGAAAAAUGUCGAAAACGAAGUAGGAACCAAAAACAAUUUAGUUUCGGUUCGUCAGUCAGAUUUUGAGGUUUUCCAAGCGCUUGCCAAAGACAGCGAAGAUACCGGUAAAGACGAAGCAAAAGAGUAUGGGCAGGAUAUACCGUCCGCCAGACCGUGGGGUAAGGAGUCAGGCCCCCCGGUUUUGCCUCCGCAUCUGCUGCAAGUUAUUCUGAACAAGGAUACCCCACUUUCGUGCGAACCAACGUUGCUACCGGAGCCAAAUCAUGUUAUGCUGAACCAUCUGUACGCACUAUCGAUCAAGGACGGAGUUAUGGUACUCAGUGCAACACAUCGCUAUCGAAAGAAGUAUGUGACUACGUUGCUGUACAAACCGAUCUAAUUAUACGCACCAAGAUGAUCUAUUAAUGGAUCUUGAAUAGACGCAUGCGACACAUAUAAAUAUAAUAAAUAAAAUAUUCAGCUGAUGCUGAGCCAUUCUCAUUUCAGUGAACAAAUUUGUUGGAAAAGGUAAAAUGCAUGCAAAUAGUAGUUCUAUUUCAGUAGAGGAUAGUGAUAGCGAUAAGGAUUUUAAACAAUGAAUAUUCAAACAUUGAUUUAUCGAAAGAUGCUUACAGAAAGUGCCGCCAUGAUAACAAACAUAAAAUGAUUUUAGUUUUGAUAUUUACAAACCAGUGUAAAUAAUAUAACCAAAUAUUUGUUUCAAUAAAAAUGAUUGUUCCAAAA
Molecule: messenger RNA, 1367 nt
Organism: Armigeres subalbatus
Lineage: Eukaryota; Metazoa; Arthropoda; Insecta; Diptera; Culicidae
Gene: alc
Product: 5'-AMP-activated protein kinase subunit beta-1
Exons: 3
Coding region: 133-1023 (296 amino acids)
Biological process (GO): signal transduction
Cellular component (GO): nucleus; cytoplasm; nucleotide-activated protein kinase complex
Molecular function (GO): protein kinase binding
Source: RefSeq, a predicted model, not a curated record